AUGCUACAGUGUCAUCUCAAGAGAUGUAGUGUACUCCACAAUCCCCAGGAAUCUUGCUGUAAGGAUAGUGAGAAUUAUGAGGUCAUGAUCAGGUGUGGGAGGAUGUGGAGACCCUGGUUCCAUAACCCAGUGACAUCAAUGCCGGCACAGCAAACCUCUAACAGUAUAUUGCAGUCACACAGUGCAAAUCAAGGAGCCAUCGCUGACAAAGCAAAGCUGCCGGACUUUCAGCACCCUGUAAAGUUGUUCUGGCCCAAGUCAAAGUGUUAUGAUUUUCUGUAUCAGGAGGCCGAGGAACUGCUGAGGAACUUCCCUGUUCAGGCGACCAUCUCCUUGUAUCAGGAAUCAGACAGCAGUGCUUCUGAGGAUGAGGAAUUCAUGGACAAUUAA
Molecule: messenger RNA, 390 nt
Organism: Nanorana parkeri
Lineage: Eukaryota; Metazoa; Chordata; Amphibia; Anura; Dicroglossidae
Gene: RIPPLY2
Product: ripply transcriptional repressor 2
Exons: 4
Coding region: 1-390 (129 amino acids)
Biological process (GO): negative regulation of transcription by RNA polymerase II; embryonic pattern specification
Cellular component (GO): nucleus
Source: RefSeq, a predicted model, not a curated record